Molecule: messenger RNA, 846 nt
Organism: Belonocnema kinseyi
Lineage: Eukaryota; Metazoa; Arthropoda; Insecta; Hymenoptera; Cynipidae
Exons: 8
Coding region: 66-752 (228 amino acids)
Source: RefSeq, a predicted model, not a curated record
UAUAAAUAGCUGUACUCUUGUUCCCAAUUUAGCAGUCACGUUUUGGAAAUCCUUCAAUAGGAAAAAUGAAGAUUGAUACCGGACCACUAAUCCUGGCGAUCGCCAUUUUUCUGCCCAAUUGGGUUGAAUCAGCCUCAGAUGAUAAUGAAAAACUUCCACAAGGAGGUAGAAUAAUUCCUUACAGGUUUUCAUCAGGAUCAAGCUCAAGUAAUACCGGACAUCAAAAUGAAUUAACACCAGGUUCUUACCGAUUUCCUCAAGAAGUAAGCUCAAGUAAUUCCAGACAUUCAAUUGGAUUUCCACAAGGAACUAGAAUAAUUAAUUACACGUUUCCUCCAGAACGUGUGCCAAUAAAGGUUGUGAAAGACUGGGAAGGAUUAGAUUAUGGAAUACAUGUUGGUGGCAGACCUGGAUAUUAUGGAAUGGUUUAUCCUUAUGGAACAUAUAAUGUUAUAUCUGGUUCACCCCCAGAAUAUAGUAUUACGAUAGUUCAGCCUCAAAAUGGUCAACAAAUAUUUCGUGCAGGAAAACAUGCAGCAACAGUCCAAGGAACUACAAUGUAUGAAGUACAUCCAAAUGGUGCCUUUGUUGAAAAGGACGGGCAGAAAGUGAGAUUCUGGCCUGAAAGCAAAGAUAUACUGUCAAAUGAUGGUGUGCAUCGCUACGCAGCUUAUGAGAAUGGGUUUCGCCUGUAUAAUGAAGGACAAAGGACUUUAAUUCGUCAGAGGCAAGGACAACUAAGACUAGAGUGAUGAGAAAGCUGCUGCAUGUGAACAGUGGAGGAAAAGUAAAACAAAAAAGCUAUGUAUACUAAUAUAAUUAAUAAAUAAAUGUAGCACAAAAUUC